CAGAGAAUAAGAACUGCGUCGGAUUCUGUGGCCAUCUUGGUUCGCCAGCAGAACUUCUGAAGCCCUCUCGCUCGAGGAAGCUCCGUGCGGAGGCAUCAUGGAGGCUGAGGACAAGUUUGCAGCUCUUCGCACCAAGAUCUUUACCGAGUCUCUAGAGACAUCAAAUGAGCCAAGGUGGGGCUACUUUGGCAUCCCAGGCUCACUGGCCAUUGGUGACAACUCCUAUGCACCCAGGUUAACCAAGAAGCCAGUGGCCGAUGAUGCCGAUGAGAACACCACACGGAACAUCCAGUCCUGUCCGACCAAGAAAGGUACCACACCAGAUGUCUACUUCAAGUUCGAAACUCCUUUAGCCAUUGGAGAUCCGUUCGUCGAUCCGGGCGAUGCCAUGAAGAAGGGCAAGGUCUGGAUGUUGGACGCUGAUGCAAGCUUCAAACCACCUGGCAAGGUGAAGCAAAGUAUCAACAAGCUUGGUUAUGAGUACGUGGAGCAUUGUGACCAAGUGAAGGAUCCCAAGGAGAUCAAAGACAAGUACUCAGACUAUAUCCCACCUCGCAACAUCCUGGGCGGUGCGUCCAAACGAGGUGGCCCCGGCGUGCUCACUGGCGGUGUUCUCUUUGGCUUUGGGGAGCCUGGAGCUUUCCCGGAACACAUCCCCGACGACUACGAUGCUGCCAGGAAGCAGCGCAAGAAAGAGCUGGAAGAGCAUCACAGCAAGAUCCAGGAGCAAUCCUUCAAAGGCUUGGACUAUGGCAAUCGCUAUUUCCAAAGCAACGAGGAGGCCUUUGGAGGCUUCGAGGGCGUCCCCACGCACGUGCCGCGCGACCCGCCGCCGGACAAGACGGCCAAGUAUCCUCAUGAGUCGCCUUUCCGGCCGCCCAACCCCAUGAAGCGCGACGCAGUGGGAUGCCUCAUGGGCGGCAUCCCAGAGUACAUCCCUUGUCCAGAAGAUCCUGUGGUCCGAAAGCCUAAGGUGGAAGAUGCACCACCAGCCUUCAAGACUGGAGCGCCCAAGUACGUGGCGAAGCCCACGCCCUCGGUCACCACGCUAGCACGGAACAUGCGCAACGAACGGCCCUCGAGCUUUCUGCGGCCGACUCUUUGAGUUGACCUUCGGCAUCACCGAGAGCUGACCGUUGGGCGAUGACAGCGCAGGGUGCACAGGGAGACGUUCUUCGGUCGUCGCGUUCUUCGGUCCAGCGAAGGACACGGGCAGCUAGCAGCUAGACCAGG
Molecule: messenger RNA, 1233 nt
Organism: Durusdinium trenchii
Lineage: Eukaryota; Dinophyceae; Suessiales; Symbiodiniaceae
Source: the annotation of a GenBank genome assembly